AUGACUUAUGACAGCAACGUCAUCCCCGGUUAUUCCAGCAGCAGUCAGAAGCUGAGCUUUAAGGAGCGUGUGCGGAUGGCGAGCCCGCGCGGUCAGAGCAUGAAGAGCCGCCAGACUUCCCUCAAUGAGCGCCAGCGUUGCUCCCCCGCCAGCGAGGCGGCAGGCGGAGGGGAGCUGACAGGCGGGAGCCCCGCCAAGGUGCAGAAGAGCUGGAGCUUCAACGACCGGACCCGCUUCAGACCUUCACUUAGGCUGAAGAGCCAGGCCCGCAGCACUGCCCCCGAUGCAGAUGCAGCUAUGGCCACGGAGGACUCCUUCGAUGAGAGGGGCUGUCACUGUGAUGUUACUCUGGAGGACCUAUCGGCUCCCCUCAAGGCUGUCAUCAGGGCUGUCAGGAUCAUGAAAUUCCAUGUGGCGAAGAAGAAGUUCAAGGAGACCUUGCGUCCGUACGAUGUGAAGGAUGUCAUAGAGCAGUACUCCGCCGGUCACCUUGACAUGCUGUGUCGAAUCAAGAGCCUGCAGACCAGGGUGGACCAGAUGCUGGGGAAAGGCCAUAUACCUGUGGACAAGAAGACGAGAGAGAAACUCCACUCUGAUGGAGACCCCCUGGAGGACAUGAGUAUGUUGGGACGCGUGUGUAAGGUAGAGAGACAGGUGACCUCCAUAGAGUCGAAGUUGGACUCCUUACUGGAUGUGUACCGCCAAGUCCUUCAGAAAGGGCCCUCAGCGCUUAGCCUCUCCUCCUUGCCCUUGUUUGAGCUUGACAGCCAUCGCCAGCACCAUAACCCCAACUACCAGAGCUCUCUCCUUGACAGGGGCUUCACCUCCAACUCCACCCGAGGAGGGGACCUUGAUGGGGGUGAAGUAGGAAACUGUGACGAGGUAUCACGAUCCCUGAGCACCAACCUACCUACGGGCUUGCGGCUCAUCCUGGCUCCUGCCGAGGACGACCUUCCACCGGACUCUGCACCUCCAUCCUACCCGCCCUCCACAGCCUCCCUCACCCCCUCCCCCCUGCUGCCCCCUGAUAGCCCCUACCCAGCACUGGGCAACCCCAAGAGACCGUACUCCCCAGACCUCCCCCCCCCAACUGCCUCCACCCUCCAGUUGCCUCUGCUGCACCUCUACCACCCCCAGUGCCCUGCUGAUACUGUCUUGAAUGCCUUGGCGGAUGGAGAGGUAGGAGAGAGGGGGAGCUUGGGCCCUUCCAUAGUGGUAGAUUCUGGCUUGAAUGUUCCACAGGAGGGGGGCAGCAAAGGCGGCCCUGCCCAGAGGAGGGUGCCUCUACGAGGGAAACCAGGCUUGAAAGAUGAGGGGGUCUGGAGGAGACACAUGAGCCUGGACAUCAACCCCCUGCUCCUACAGUCCUCCAGCCCAGACAAGAGGCCUUCAGACUGGGGAAGCAGUCUUGGGAAGUCCCUCUCUGUGCAUAACCUUAGCCAGCCUUCAACUGGCUGUGCCCCUGCUGUAUCCUCUGUGCUCAACACCAGCAGCAGAAGUAGCAACAGCAGUGACUGCUUCCCCGGGAAUGCCCACGGUGUCUUGACCGACUGGGAUGAGACAGAACUUUUCAUUGGCGAAAGCAAGGUACAGCCAGCGGAGGAAGGUUUCACUUUCAUGUCCCAGGGACCGGACUACCUGUCUAAUGCCACCGUGGCGGCCGGUGACCCCCAGCAGACUGUGGGGGAGGGGUCCACAAGCUGUCAGUCUGAAGCCCUCACCAAGGGUGGUACAGAACCUGGCAAAGAGAUUCCAGUUGCCAACACACUGUCAGGAAAAUCCAUGGAUGAUGAGGACAGUUCACUAUCUGAGGCUAUGGAGACCCAGUUUUGGGCCCACAUGUAUAAAGAACCCGUUAAGGCCAUCGACCACGUCUUCCAUGUUAUUCAGUCUCAUCAGUAUCUGUCGAGUGUUGAGGGCCGCUUGGGCUUCUAG
Lampris incognitus (smalleye Pacific opah) is the source of this 1935-nucleotide messenger RNA. Its product is annotated as potassium voltage-gated channel subfamily KQT member 5-like. Gene Ontology annotation, biological process: potassium ion transport. Gene Ontology annotation, cellular component: membrane. The transcript has 8 exons. Gene Ontology annotation, molecular function: voltage-gated potassium channel activity. The coding region runs from base 1 to 1935 and encodes 644 amino acids. NCBI's taxonomy places the organism in Eukaryota, Metazoa, Chordata, Actinopteri, Lampriformes, Lampridae. The record is from RefSeq and is a predicted model, not a curated record.